UGAAUUGAUCACCUCCACCAUGUUUUGCUCUUUUCUCCACUGACAUUUCAUUCUUUUUCUCUCUCUCUUUUCUUUUUGUUGAUAUGAGUUCAGGUUCAGCAGGAACCAGUGGCGGCGGCGGCGGUGGUGGAUCGUUUAAUGCAUUCUUCGAGGGUUGGAUGGUCCGCCAUGAGCAUUACCUGGAAGAGUUACUCUCAGUUCAACAACGUAAUGAAUCACAAGAAGAUGAUCUCAAGGACCUUAUAAAACGAGUGCUCUCCCACUACCAACAGUACUUCGAGGAAAAAGCUCGCUUAGCGCAACGCAAUGUUUUCCUUGUUUUUUCUCCGACAUGGUUCACUUCCUUGGAGUGUGCCACUCUUUGGAUAACGGGUUUCAAGCCCGGGUACGCGUUGAGGCUCGUGUCCGAAUCGGUUCAAGACCUAUCUCGAGAGCAAAGCCAGAGGUUAAGACUGCUAAUGGAGGAGACGAGGGUUGAAGAGAGGGUGCUUAAUGAAGAGUUGGCUAGGGUUCAAGAGACCUUGGCGGCUCCUCCGUUGCUCGAGAUGGUUAGGAAAAGAGCACGGAGGAUGGAUGCGGCGGAGGGCGUAAGAGAAGAGGCGGCUGCGCUGGCCACGUUGAGGAAGGCGUUGGAGGAAGUGGUGGCCGGAGCUGAUUUGUUGAGGAUGAGCAUCACAUUGAAGGUGGCGGAGAUACUGAAACCGGAGCAGAACGUGAGGUUUUUGACGGGGGCGACACGAAUGUUCCUUGAGCUUAGGAAUUUGGGGCUGCAAAAGGUGGUAAGAAAGAGGAAUGGAAUGGUUUUGAAAGGAAUAUAG
This is a messenger RNA of Hibiscus syriacus, 818 nucleotides long. RefSeq names its product protein RESPONSE TO ABA AND SALT 1-like. Gene Ontology annotation, biological process: DNA-templated transcription. Gene Ontology annotation, molecular function: sequence-specific DNA binding. Lineage: Eukaryota; Viridiplantae; Streptophyta; Magnoliopsida; Malvales; Malvaceae. The coding region runs from base 84 to 818 and encodes 244 amino acids. The record is from RefSeq and is a predicted model, not a curated record. The transcript has a single exon.